This is a messenger RNA of Hydatigera taeniaeformis, 462 nucleotides long. NCBI's taxonomy places the organism in Eukaryota, Metazoa, Platyhelminthes, Cestoda, Cyclophyllidea, Taeniidae. The record is from the annotation of a GenBank genome assembly.
AUGCCUGAGUGUAAAAUACCCAUCUAUACAGCGUCUAUACAUAUGCACGUGUCAUCAUUCAAUUCCUUCUUCUUCUUCUCCUUCUUCUUCUUCUUCCUUCUCCUCCUCCUUCCUCUGAGCCCUUUCUAUUGUGUACAGGCGAUGCGAGAUGCAACCAAGUGUGUAGUUUGGUGUGUGUACCAUCCUUUUCAUCUUGGUUUUAUUAUUAUUACUAUUAUUAUUACUACUACUACGAGUAUUGCUGCUGAUGUCACUGCUGCUACCGCUGCUGUGGAGACGGCGACAAUUUUCAUUGGUCUGCCUGUGCCCAGAGGUACGUGCUUUGAUCCUGAAUUUGGCAAACUGACGACAAGUCUUGACGCAACGAGGUGGUGGUUGACUCACCCAGGGGUUGGCCAACGUGAAUGCUCAACGUUUAUACCUCUUGAAGAGGAGUGUGGAACCGGGAUUGACAUCAAGUAA